Messenger RNA from Selaginella moellendorffii, 765 nucleotides. RefSeq lists its product as uncharacterized. The record is from RefSeq and is a predicted model, not a curated record. The coding region runs from base 7 to 750 and encodes 247 amino acids. The transcript has 6 exons. Lineage: Eukaryota; Viridiplantae; Streptophyta; Lycopodiopsida; Selaginellales; Selaginellaceae.
UUUGGGAUGGGCAUUCACAAGCUCUAUGGCGUCAAGAUCGCGACGGCCUACUCCUGCCCUGCUCGGCCGACGCCUCGAUCGGAUCACGGCAGCGGCGGCGGCAGCUCCAGACUGCUGGGAUCCGGUGAUUUGGAGGCGACGCAGCAGCAGGAGGAGUGGUGCUUGAGGUCUCUAUGGGAGCGCCGGCCAAAUUUCUUGCGAGCGUUCCAUUCUUCACACAGAGGUGAUAGAAACCUCGUGGAAACUGUUAUAAACGUUGCUACUUCGUUGCCGUUUGUUUUGAUUGGGAUCCAAAUGCCAAGGCAAAAGCCGCUCACUAGACUAUAUGCUGAUUCUUUGAUCGGUGUCGGCCUCGCGUCAACUUUGUUUCACGCAUCGCGUGGAGAGGCUCGAAAGUAUUUUCGAUGGGUAGACUAUACCAUGAUCGCUACUUCAACUCUGUGCCUGUCGAGAGCUCUACAAACGGACAGCUCCAAAGCUUUGUACUGCGCUUCAGCGAUGCUACUUCCCUUUCAGCCGUUCGUCGUCGCGGCCUGUCACACCGGACUUAUGGAGGCUGCUUUUGUUCGCCGAGCUCUCAAACAGCCUAGCCUACAGAAAGCUUACACCUUACACACCAUUUCCACGGUCGUGGGAGGAACGUUAUUUAUUGCCGACGAUAUGUAUCCAGACACGCCCUUUUUGCAUGCUGCUUGGCACAUUGCCGCGGCAGUGGGCGUGACAACAUGCAACAAGCUCCUGAAUUCUUAAGUAUUUUAUUGGUAA